Molecule: messenger RNA, 2212 nt
Organism: Miniopterus natalensis
Lineage: Eukaryota; Metazoa; Chordata; Mammalia; Chiroptera; Miniopteridae
Source: RefSeq, a predicted model, not a curated record
GUUUUAGCAGCCACAUUAUGCAAAGUUCAAAAUUAGACCCUGUGAGGAGACCCCAGAGAGUGAAAAGUUACAGCUUCUGCCCCAGAGCAUUUCCCGGGCUAACGAGGAGAUGGCUGCAGGAGCCACAUUUUCUGAUUCAAAAGUCAGACAGGCAGACUGACAAGUAUAAAUAUACCUUUGAAGUUAAGAAAUGUUUAUAAUCAGGAUGUCAAAAAAAACCCACAAACCCACGCAGCCCGCAUCAUCAACAAUUAUAUGGGACAGAUGUACCCACAGGAAAAGAAUGAAACACAUGGAAGGCCACAUAGGUCCAUGCACAUUGUCUCCUCCUGUUGCCACAAGGUUACCGAAGCCACAUCACCUAUACUCACCCCCACCCUUAGAGAGGAGCUGGGUCGGGGGAGGAAACUGGAACAACUGAUUGAACAAUUGCCAGAGUUGUCCAAGCAGAGACUGAACCUCCCCAAGAGCGUGUGAAAGUAAUUGGCCAAACUGAACUUCUUGAUGGAUUAACAUUUAUUUUCCUCUGCAUUCUCUGGAGUCUCCCAUUCUCCGGCCUUUUAAAAGCAUUUAUCCCUCCCUCUUCAAAACAUAUUGGAGGUCUAUCCCUGGCAUACACCCUCCUUCUCAGGAACAAGGAGUGUGAGGUGGAGACAGGAUGGGUUGGGACACAAGGUCCAGUUUAGUGUGUUUCCCAGCCCAGUCCCUAUUGAGCCCAAGUCCUCAUCUGCCCCUGGUAGUGGGGCUCAGCACAGACAGAAGAACUGAUGGGGUUCUGGGACCCAUCAGGUUGGCACCCCCACUGGAGAUUAUCUCCUAAGCAAGUACCCCCUUCUGAACUGGGGACGUAGGGCUUUGAAACUAGAAAAUGCCAGGUCUCAAAGAGAAGAAAGAACAAGACCAGCAACACACAGAGCUCUGUGUAUUCAGAGGGAAGUUGGCAGGGUUGUGCUGGGGCAGAGAAACUCCGAGUGGUACAAAGAGACGUGCCCAGAGUGAAGAAAUCAUGCUAAUUGUCUGCACCAGAGCUGGAGAACGCCACCCAAAAUGAAGAGAGAAAGGGGAGCCCUGUCCAGAGCCUUCAGUGCCCUACACCUCACUCCUUUUGUCUACCUUCUUCUGAUCCAGACAGAGCCCCUGCAGGGGGUGAACAUCACCAGCCAGGUGCGCCUGAUCCAUGGCACGGUGGGGAAGUCAGCACUGCUUUCCGUGCAGUACAGCAGCACCAGCAGCGACAAGCCCGUGGUGAAGUGGCAGCUAAAGCGGGACAAGCCAGUGACGGUGGUGCAGUCCAUUGGCACAGAGAUCAUUGGCACCCUGCGGCCGGACUAUCGAGACCGCAUCCGCCUCUUUGAAAAUGGCUCCCUGCUCCUCAGUGACCUGCAGCUCAGCGAUGAGGGCACCUAUGAGGUCGAGAUCUCCAUCACUGAUGACACCUUCACCGGGGAGAAGACCAUCAACCUCACAGUAGAUGUGCCCAUUUCGAGGCCACAGGUGUUAGUGGCUUCGACCACUGUGCUGGAGCUCAGUGAAGCCUUCACCCUGAACUGCUCCCAUGAGAAUGGCACCAAGCCCAGCUACACCUGGCUGAAGGAUGGCAAGCCCCUCCUCAAUGACUCGCGAAUGCUCCUGUCCUCCAACCAAAAGGUGCUCACCAUCACCCGAGUGCUCAUGGAGGACGACGACCUGUACAGUUGUGUGGUGGAGAACCCCAUCAGCCAGGGCCGCAGCCUGCCCAUCAAGGUCACCGUGUACCGAAGAAGCUCCCUGUACAUCAUCUUGUCCACAGGAGGCAUCUUCCUCCUUGUGACCUUGGUGACAGUCUGUGCCUGUUGGAAACCCUCCAAAAAGUCUAGAAAGAAGAAACUGGAGAAGCAAAACUCCCUGGAAUAUAUGGAUCAGCAUGAUGACAGCCUGAAACCAGAAGGUGAGCUCCCAGCGGCCCACUCACCCAACCCAUCCUCACUCAGAUCAGUGGGCUGCUGGGAAAAGGCAGAACUGGGCCACAAGGAAGCCAGCUCUGCAGGGCCCCUGCCUCCACCAACUGCACGAAGACUGCAGAGCAGGGAGAGGUGCGGCCAAGCAGACACCCUCCCGGGAAGCGGAGAGCAGGAGCGGAAGAGCCCCAUGGCGCUCUAUAUUCUGAAGGACAGGGUGAGCAGCUCUGGGCUGGGUGCCCUACAAGCACGGUGAGCCCCCACCAGUCCUGGUG